UGCAGCCAUUGCCGGGAAUUCUUGGAUUGGGCUCUGGGACCGUUUUAUCCCGCUGUGGCACUGGUAGCGCUUCGGGGCGAGGAGCUGGUUGAGGUUGUUAGACCGUGGGAGCCCCGCGCAGGCGGCGGAAUCCAAGGUUGGGCUCGGGAUUGCAAGUUGGCGCGGCCCAGUUGGCGCCGCCUUCGACCCCUGCCCCAGUCCCCGGGUGGGAGUGGACCAAGUUCCUGUGGAUUGUGGACCUUCACUCUCGGAACACCUGGCGGUCACUUAAGACUCUUCUGGAGGCCGGCGGUCCGGUGCUGCUCUCAUUCCCGGCUUAGUACACUGUGGGGAGUGCAUUGUACCCCAGGGAGACCGCGGUUUGGGGGUUAGAGAAAGGCACACGCCAGCCCGGAGCUCGACCUGCAACAGGUGCCUCCUUGCUCAAUCCAGAGCUUUGCCAUGACAGAAACUAGGGAAGAAGAUACAAUGUCAGCAGAAGCCUCAGGGUUCUCAGACUUGAGCGACUCAGAGUUGGUAGAGUUUCUAGACAUGGAAGAUGCUGAAGAAUCAAGUGUCUCACUUAGCAAGCCUGGCUCUUCUGAACUCCCUGGGAAGGAUUGCAAGCCUAUAAGCUUACAGAACUGUAAAAAAGGAUUGGAUGUCUCAUCACCCAUGGAGAGAUUCCACUUGAAAUAUUUAUAUGUCACUGACUUGUGUACUCAGAACUGGUGUGAAUUGCAGGUGGCAUAUGGGAAGGAACUUCCUGGCUUUUUGACACCUGAGAAAGCAACUGUUUUGGACACUGGUGCUAGCAUCCAUCUGGCAAAAGAACUCGAACUUCAUGAUCUUGUGACUGUCCCUAUCACCACUAAAGAAGAUGCUUGGGCAAUUAAAUUUCUGAACAUACUGUCAAUGAUUCCUACCCUGCAGUCAGAAGGGUGCAUUAGAGAGUUUCCAGUGUUUGGGGAAGUGGAGGGAGUACUUCUUGUUGGAGUGAUUGAUGAGUUGCACUACACAGCCCAGGGGAAACUGGAACUGGCUGAACUCAAGACACGCAAGCGCCCUAUGCUCCCUCUGUCAGCUCAGAAAAAGAAAGAUUGUUUUCAAGUUAGUCUGUAUAAAUAUAUCUUUGAUGACAUGAUACAAGGGAAAGUGACUCCUGCUAACCUAAUUCACCACACAAAAUUGUGUCCAGACAAGCCACUAGGGCCUUCAGUGUUGAGGUAUGCACGGCAGGGAGGCUUCUCUGUGAAAUCUUUGGGUGACCUCAUGGAACUGGUCUUCUUGUCUCUUACAUUAUCUGAUCUCCCAGUUAUUGAUAUCCUAAAAAUUGAGUAUAUCCAUCAAGAGACUGCCAGUGUACUAGGUACAGAGAUUGUAACCUUUGAAAAAAAGGAAGUAAGAAACAAGGUGCAGCAUUAUAUGGCCUACUGGAUGGGCUACCGAGGUCCUCAAGGGGUUGAUGUAGAAGAGGUGUGGAAGUGUCGGACAUGUGAUUAUGUAGAUAUAUGUGAGUGGAGAAGAGGCAAUAGAGGGCUCAGCUCUGUGCUAGGGCCGGAAGCCAAAGAAACCAAGUAAAUGGAAGGUAAGCUUUCAGAAAUGUUGGUCCUCUCUGUUCUUGAUAUACCCAUGUAAGAGCACCAGUUUCUCAGCUUGGCUUUCACGGAUAAAGUUUUUAAUUUUUAUAUUUCUAUAAUCUUUAAUAACAUUCAAAUCCAGGACCAAGAAUCAGUAAUGUGUGGGAAACAUUUGUUAAAAAAGACAGAGGUACAUCAUGUCUGUAGCAAAGUAUCCUUCACCGAUUAUUGUUUUCCUGAGAAAUUCUUCCAUAUUCUGAUAAGUCUAUUUUUUUUCUCAAUGACAGUUUUUUACAUUUUUCAUAAUAAAAAAUGAAAUGCUUUCCAGUA
Nannospalax galili (Upper Galilee mountains blind mole rat) is the source of this 1889-nucleotide messenger RNA. RefSeq names its product exonuclease 5 (gene Exo5). Gene Ontology annotation, molecular function: single-stranded DNA 5'-3' DNA exonuclease activity. Lineage: Eukaryota; Metazoa; Chordata; Mammalia; Rodentia; Spalacidae. The record is from RefSeq and is a predicted model, not a curated record. The coding region runs from base 442 to 1560 and encodes 372 amino acids. Gene Ontology annotation, cellular component: nucleus. Gene Ontology annotation, biological process: interstrand cross-link repair. The transcript is spliced from 2 exons.